Messenger RNA from Pyricularia pennisetigena, 2769 nucleotides. RefSeq lists its product as uncharacterized. Lineage: Eukaryota; Fungi; Ascomycota; Sordariomycetes; Magnaporthales; Pyriculariaceae. The coding region runs from base 1 to 2769 and encodes 922 amino acids. Gene Ontology annotation, biological process: mitochondrial electron transport, ubiquinol to cytochrome c; DNA repair. The transcript has 7 exons. The record is from RefSeq and is a predicted model, not a curated record. Gene Ontology annotation, molecular function: heme binding; electron transfer activity.
AUGCCACCGGUGAUAGGUGCAAAAGCCAUUUGCUCGGCCGCAUCCGAACUCCAAUGGCCAGAUCAGCUGCUCGAUCAGCUGCCGGUCCACGUGAUGAGCUUAGUGCGAAAAGUAGCCGGAUCAAUGCACACUGUAUCCAAUUCUUCGGCAACACCCAGCAGCAAGCUCGGACCAGGCCCAGCCAAUGAGCGGAAACAAAACACGGCAUCGGCGACCAAUUGUCCCGCCACCACCCGACCAAAUCCCUUUUCUUCCGAAGCUGAGCAUCAGUCUCACUUUGCUCACAAGAUGUUCGCGGCGAGGUGUCUGCGCUCGACCUCGACGCGAGCCUUUUCGAGAAAUGGCGCCGUCAACACAUUGAAGCGUUCAAUCUCAUCAAGCUCCGGUUCAGCAGCCGAAGCUUCCCCCGUCCGGCUCAACAUCGCCGCGGCAGCGUCAACAGCUGUUGCCAUUGGCUCAAUUGCAUGGUAUUACCACCUGUACGGGCCUACGGCGAACGCAGGCUCGCCAGCUGAGGAGGGUCUUCACCCAACAAAGUACCCAUGGGUUCACGAGCAAUGGUUCAAAACCUUUGAUCACCAAGCACUCCGCCGUGGUUUCCAGGUCUACCGGGAAGUUUGCGCGUCUUGCCACUCCCUCAGCCGAGUCCCCUACCGCACACUUGUCGGCAGCAUUUUGACCGUCGAUGAGGCCAAGGCUCUUGCCGAGGAGAACGAGUACGACACGGAGCCCAACGACCAGGGAGAAAUCGAGAAGCGCCCCGGAAAGCUUUCCGACUACCUUCCUUCGCCGUACCCCAACGAUGAAGCCGCCAGGUUCGCCAACAACGGCGCUCUGCCCCCGGAUUUGUCGCUCAUCGUCAAGGCCCGCCACGGUGGCUGCAACUACAUCUUCUCCCUGCUGACCGGCUACCCUGAGGAGCCUCCUGCGGGUGCCCAGGUCGGUGCCGGUCUCAACUUCAACCCCUACUUCCCCGGCACAGGCAUUGCCAUGGCUCGUGUUCUCUACGACGACCUGGUCGAGUAUGAGGACGAGACCCCCGCCACCACCUCGCAGAUGGCCAAGGACGUCGUCGAGUUCCUCAACUGGGCAGCCGAGCCCGAGAUGGACGACCGCAAGCGCAUGGGAUUCAAGGUCCUUGUCGCCACCAGCGUCCUCACUGCCAUGAGCAUCUGGGUCAAGCGCUACAAGUGGGCCGCCCUCAAGUCGAGGAAGGUUACCUACGACCCGCCCAAGGUCAGCUCGAAGCCUCAACGGUUCAACAAGGCCGGCCUAGGGUCUUCUCACAUCCCGCUCACAUCACCCACGAUGGAUGCCGCGCGGAGCCUGCUGCACGGGUUCAACGUCGACAACGACGAGACGCUGGAUUUUCUAGCCAGUCUUGUGGCAUCCGGGACGGCCUGUUCCGACGCUGUCAACAGCCUGUACCAAGCUGGUCUAAUGGCGCCGGCUGAGGAUUGGGACCUUAUGAUGCAAUGCGCUGCUUCGCAUGUGCAGCUUCAUAACUAUAAGGAGGCUCGGGAUAGAUAUACACCGUCUUCGGAAGCAAUGUUGAGCUGCUUGGACAAGUUGCUUGGUGGCAGCAGUAUCGACUGUCUGGAGCCGAGCCAUCCUAGUAACGUGGGUGAAUUGGAGGGCCAACCUCCAAGUCGCCCAGUUAGAUCGUCAAGCAGAAGAAGUCCUGCCAAGUCUCCUUUUUGGCUGGAUGGGCCUCCGAAUGCUAGAACUUUACUCCGCAGCAAGAGUUGGAUAAAGAAACCCACCGCCGUUACCGAACUGGGGGAAAAGGUCCAUCCCCACAUUCUUCUUCCGCAAAAUACGCCUACUGCAUCAAGAACACAAAUCCAGGGACAUUUAGGCACAGCAAAAGCACCCACACUCCCACCACCAGUGCCAUCAAAAACGCCACCCAAAGCUAAAUCUGAAGUGAUAUCUCGCUACUUUGACCACUCACCACCAAGGUCGUCGCCAGGCAAAGGGGGCAUCACCAUAUCCGGCCUACCCUUCCCUCCCCUCACGUCAUCCAAGUUCGGCCUCAUCCAGGAGGAGCUGGCGCACUCGCCGUUUGAGCUCCUCAUCGCCGUGCGCCUUCUCAUAAAAACGGCCGGCAAAGCCGCCAUUCCGACGUUCCGCCGGCUCGUGGCCAGGUACCCGACCCCGGAGGCGUUCGCAGCGGCGGAUCCGAAUCAGCUGCUCGACAUGAUCCGCCACCUGGGCCUGGGCGUGGUCAGACGUGAGGCGAUGUUGUGCUACGCCAGGAUCUGGGUGGAGCGUCCGCCGCGGAGGGAGGUGAGGUAUGGCGUGAAGAACUACCCGCGGCCGGGGGACGCGGCCGAUGUCAAGGCUGGGGAGGAGUUUGGGCCUGAAGAGGAGGAUGAGGCCAUUUCUGGAGGCGAAAUGGUUCGUCGUGGGCUCGGAUCGGCAUGGGAGAUUGGUCACAUCACGCAGGGCCCGUAUGCCAUCGACUCGUGGCGCAUCUUCUGCCGGGACGAGCUGCUCGGUCGAGGAGAGGACAACGAGAAGGGGAACGGCGGGCAGUUUCAGCCCGAGUGGAUGCGCGUGUUGCCGCUGGACAAGGAGCUUCGGGCAUACCUCAGGUGGAUGUGGAUGCGUGAGGGCUGGGAUUGGGACCCUGUCACAGGCGAGAGGGAGGUUCUGUCUGAUAACCUAAGGCGCGCUGUCAAUGAUGGUAGAGUUGGGUAUGAUGAUUCUGGCCAGUUGCAAAUUCUUGAGAAUGAGGUAGCAACGGCAGAUGGCGCAAAUACAUGA